AUCGCCUCCUCCCUUCCCCAGCUAUUUAGGGAUGAUUCAGAUGAGCCCUCCCAAGCCUCUCUUCCUGACAUCAUCCCAUCCCUGCUUCAGAGACCAGUUUCCUCUCUGCCUUUACCACCCCCUCCACCUUCUCCCCGCUUGCUCCCACCUUGUCUCUGUCCUCUUCUGCGUCGUUGCUGUCCUCUCCUUGGCUCUUUUCGCCUGCAAGCUGCUCGCUUUCUUCUCCAGGUGCGCGCCCCCACCCAGUGCUCCGCUGUGCGCUUGCGCCCUACAGCCCCGAGAGCCCGACGCAAAGGAGGUGGAGGAACCUGAGCUGCGCGCGGGAUCUGGGCUGCAACCUGUGGCCGCAGUCGCCUGCUAGGCGCCCUCCUGCCCGCGAUGGGCUGCUCCAGCAGCGCCCUCAACAAGGCCGGCGACAGCAGCAAGCUCCGCAGCGGUGAGCAGGGGACGGGACCCAACUCCCGCUCAGGCCUCGGGCUUCGGGUCGGCUCGCUCCCUGGGGGUCCAACAGAAGAAAGUGAGUCCUGCUUAGUCCAGCCAAAACCACGUAUACUGGGAAAAGAAUCGACUUUAUAUGGCCAGGUACAAAAGGGAAGCCUUCCUCCACUAGAAAAGCUCAAGAUUUCUGCUGUGUCUACAGCUAAUGGUGUUAAGUCCCUCCAUGAACAGCCCUUGGCAAAGGAUGCUGCAGACCCACCAGGAUCCACAGAGGAGACACAGCCUCUAGAGGAACAGAUGGAGUCUGGGCCACCUCAGCCAGAUGGCAAGGAUGAUACUCCAGAAGCAGGAGGAACGAAGAAGGAUGUGGAAGCAGUGACCGAGGCUCAACUUUUUAAAGGAAAUGCUGAGACUGAAUCUUUGGGAGCAGAAGCCAAGGGUCAGCCUUUGAGGACAGCAGGAGAGAUCACCUCUCUUGGAGCAGUGGGAGGUACUGAGAAGCCACAAGCAGCUGGAGAGAUGAAACCUCUAGAAAGAGCCGAGAAAAUCCCACCUCUGGAAGCGGCUAGAGGGCCACAAUCUCAAGAAGUUGUGGGAAAGGAUGGACAGUCCCAACUCCCAGACCCAGUUCCCAAGGAGACGGCAUCUCCAGAAAUACUGGAAGGAAGUCAACUUGUGGAAACAGCUGCAAAGCAGCAAGUUCAAGAAACCCUGGGAGAAGAUGAGCAGUCUCAGCUGGUAGAAACAAUUCCCAAAGACAAUGAAUCUCUGGACGUAUUGGACGGAAGUCAGCUUGUGGGAGCAGAGCAAGAGCAGCAACUUCAGGAAACCCUGGAGACAGAUGAGCAGCCCCAACUUCUAGAGAUGACUCCCAGAGAGAACGGAACACUGGGAGUAUCAGAUGGAAGUCAGCUUGUGGAAACAGCUGUAAAGGAUGAUUUGCUCCAUACAACGCCUGAGAGUCCAGGAAACAUGGAGAAGAUCCCACCUGGGAGAGCAGUUGGAAGCAUGGAACAUCCAGCAGGAAGUCCAGAGACAGGGGCAGAGGUGGAAAUGGUCAGGAAAAUUCACACUAACAAAGAGGACCAACACAUUGAAGGUGAGACAGGAGAAAAGGUUGAAACAGAGAUGGAGGAUGAGAAAGUAAGUGAAGGGGCUGAAACAAAAGAAGAAGAAACAGGAGAAGCUGUGGAUUUGUCAGCAGCCACAUAGGUACGGUGAUGGAAGGGCGAAUGGACACAGCGUGUUAUAAUGGAGACGACAGAAAAAUGCAGCAGAGCUAGUGGUUACAGAUCUACAGAUCCUACCGAUCCUACCUUUCCAUGUCUACAA
Phacochoerus africanus (Common warthog) is the source of this 1770-nucleotide messenger RNA. RefSeq names its product glutamate rich 5 (gene ERICH5). NCBI's taxonomy places the organism in Eukaryota, Metazoa, Chordata, Mammalia, Artiodactyla, Suidae. Bases 379 to 1650 code for a protein of 423 amino acids. The transcript has 3 exons. The record is from RefSeq and is a predicted model, not a curated record.